CCAAGCAGCGCUGCUGCCGCCGCUGCAGCCCGAGCAGGAGGAGGGAGAAGCCAGGAAGAAAAUGGCGGCCGUGGCUGCAGAGGCGGCAGCGACUGCAGCGUCCCCCGGGGAGGGGGGCGCCGGCGAGGCCGAGCCGGAGAUGGAGCCCAUCCCCGGCAGCGAGGCCGGCACUGACCCCCUCCCGGUCACGGCGACUGAAGCAUCCGUGCCGGACGGAGAGGCCGACGGGCAGCAGUCUUCUCCUCAGGCCGACGAGCCGCCGCUCCCGCCGCCACCGCCGCCGCCGGGGGAGCUCGCCCGCAGCCCGGAGGCGGCGGGGCCGGAGCUGGAGGCUGAGGAGAAGCUGCCCGCUCGGGUGGCGGAGCCGGCGGCAGCUGUGCCUCAGGGAGGGCCCGAGCUUCCACCUUCCCCUGCACCGCAGCCCGAGCAGCCCCCCGCUCCCGAGGAGCGCCAGGAACCGCCGCUGCCCCAGCCCGCAGCCCCGGCGCUCGUGCCGCCGGCGGGCGGGGACUCCGCGGUGUCGCAGCUGAUUCCCGGCUCGGAGGUGCGGGUCACGCUGGACCACAUCAUUGAGGACGCGCUCGUCGUGUCGUUCCGUCUAGGAGAGAAGCUCUUCUCCGGGGUCCUCAUGGAUCUGUCCAAAAGGUUUGGGCCCCAUGGGAUCCCUGUGACAGUAUUUCCCAAAAGAGAAUAUAAGGAUAAACCUGAAGCCAUGCAGCUCCAAAGUAAUACAUUCCAGGGAGGGACAGAAGUCAAGCGUGAAGUGAAUGGUGCUGUCCCCGAUGACCCUUCUCCUGUCUCACCUCCCGAACCGAGCUUGGCGGAAAGCCUGUGGACUUGCAAACCACCACCUCUCUUCCAUGAAGGAGCACCUUACCCUCCCCCUUUGUUUAUCAGGGACACCUAUAACCAGUCAAUACCUCAGCCACCUCCUCGGAAAAUUAAGCGACCCAAACGAAAAAUGUACAGGGAAGAACCUACUUCAAUAAUGAAUGCUAUUAAACUACGACCCAGGCAAGUCCUGUGUGACAAAUGUAAAAACAGUGUUGUUGCUGAAAAAAAGGAAAUUAGAAAAGGUAGUAGUGCAAGUGACUCUUCUAAAUACGAAGAUAAGAAACGGAAAAAUGAAAGUGUAACUACUGUGAACAAAAAACUGAAAACUGACCAUAAAGUGGAUGGGAAAAACCAAAAUGAAAGCCAGAGAAGAAAUGCUGUGGUUAAGGUUUCCAAUAUUGCUCACAGCAGAGGCAGAGUAGUCAAAGUUUCUGCUCAGGCAAACACAUCAAAAGCUCAGUUAAGUACUAAAAAAGUGCUCCAGAGUAAGAACAUGGAUCAUGCAAAAGCUCGGGAAGUGUUGAAAAUUGCCAAAGAAAAGGCACAAAAGAAGCAAAGUGAAACCUCUACAUCCAAAAAUGCACAUUCAAAAGUCCAUUUCACACGUCGAUAUCAGAGUCCCAGCUCAGGUUCCCUUCCACCCCGGGUUCGUUUAAAACCACAGAGGUACAGGAAUGAGGAGAAUGACUCUUCUUUGAAGACAGGACUUGAGAAAAUGCGGAGUGGCAAGAUGGCAUCCAAGCCCCAGUCUCGCUGCACCUCUACCCGCUCAGCAGCGUCUUCACCAGGAGUAGAUUCCAUCUCAAGAAACACUUAUCUUUGCUCAUCCAUAAGAAGCAACUCCUCAUCUGUUAAAGUUUUAUCACGAGAUUGCAGCAACUCAGUCCCAUCUUCAGGCUCCACUUCUAAUCCUAGUUCUCUUGCUAUUUCUGCCACAUCUGCAGUCACUUCCUCCACUGAAGUCUUGAACCUUCAAUUUGUAAAAAAAGCAGUAUCUGCGAAGCGUAGUAAAGUGAAGCACAAUAAAACGAGGUCUCAACAAAUGGCAGCUAUUACAUCAGACAGUGACGAGUCCUGCUGCUCCCUUACAGUGUCUGACAGACCACUGUGGAUUCAGACUGGGAGCAUUGAAGUUAACAGUGAAACGGGCAGCACAAAGACAUUAGCAGGCUGCUGGUUUCAUGGACCUGUACCACAACCACACAGAACAUCAGAGCAUCAGGACUGAAUGAAAUUGGAGAUUCAGAUUUUUUAAAGCUGCACUAAGAAGUAAAUGUUAAGGCAGUGGUUAAAACCGUCUAUAAAGGGGCACUUGCAAAGUGUGCUAUAUUAAACCGAAGACAAGGCAUUAGGGGAAUGUUUUAUAAAAAAUAAACUAUUGCAAUAAGUUAUGCAUGAGAGGAGGAGAAAAGUGAUAUGAAACACACAAGGAACUCACUUGAAUUUUAUGUAUGAAGAAUCACUGACCGUAACUUUUUUUUGAAUGUGAAGUUCUUCUUCGUACAGUGUGGACGGGCCUAAAAACGCAAGGGAUGAUGACAGAGAAGCUGAAUUAUUUUUUAAGCUAAAACUUUGUGCUUUCUCCAGGUUUUGUUAAUCAGUUCAGCUAUGAGCAAAGGCAUUUCUAAAAUGGAUCUCCUGUGAAACAGCAAUAGUCACAUACGCCGAGGUGAGGCCAAGGUUUCCUUCAGGUGCCGGUGGAAACAGCAGAAAAGAUGAUCUAACAUCCUACUAAAUGGAUGGCAAAGUGCCCCACUCCACCCCGCAGAGAGAUGUUGGACCUUUUCUUUCUUUAAUAAAGCAGGGCUGUAUUAUCUUGAAUAUACGUUUGCUUGUUAGAACAUAUUAAGAUGUAUUUAUUUGCCACCAGUAUUUAACAUUUUGUGCACAUUUUCAUACCGGCAUUCUUACCUUUUAAAUUCUGACUCAAAGUGGAUAGGCUAGUGUUGCUCUUAGAGUGAAACUGUGUACUCUAAGAGCUAGUUCUGAAUUCUCCUGAGGUGGAAAGGCUUUCCCCCUGACUUGUGAUGUGGACCUCAUGGAGAGCCCUUCCUUCUAAGUGCGAGAUAUUCAUUCUCCCAGGUGUCAGGUGGGACUUGACCCUGGGAACAAGCAGCAGGAACAGACCCAUAAUGAGCUUUCAUGAACGGAACAUGAAUUCUUACUAAUGGAGACCAUACUGUUGUUUUGGUCUUUGGAAAACACAUAUUAUGAAAAAGUUUUUCUUUUUAAUGAAUGGGGGAAACAUUCAUGAGAAAAAUCAGAUGGACCUAUUAGUACUACAUUUUUAAGGCAUUUUAUAUUUGAUGGUGCCGUACUUUUAAUAAUACUGAAGUUUUUUAGUGGCAAUACUGAUUUAUUUUUUAAACCAGAAAGAUAAUCCAUAUUGAUUACUUAAUACAAAAAAGGGGAAAAAAUGCCAAAAAAUAAAAUACAAAAUUCAUUUGAAGCAACAUAACUGAACAUUUGGCUCAAGUGUUAAAACUUUCCAUAAUCUUACUUGUAUAGGUUUGGAAUUACUUAACCCCACACUCAGGAUUAAGAAAAGGUUCUGGGUACAAGUUGGAAAACAUUUAAUAGAGCUGACUAGGGCUUGUUUUACAACUCAAGAAAAGGUGGACAGUCUUUUAAGGGGCUUAAUACAAAUUUUAAUUACACUGCAAGUAAGUUUGGAGCACAUUCUAAAGUCAUUUUGGAAAAUUCUUCACGAAGUCAUUAUACAUCCAAUCUGAAAAGCUCAGGAACUAGCAGCAGGGAGUUCUAAAGAUUACGUUUACUUCUGUGGCACCCUCUUCACGGCCCUAGGGCUUAGGCUUGGGUCCAUCUUGUUCAGAUAUUGAACACCAGCAGUACCUUUCAGGCUCACUUCAAGAAUCAGAGAACUCCAAGCCACGGUGGAUUGUAUAAUAAGGAUUUGUAAUUAAGCUUUAGAAUUCUUUGUGCAGAGUGAUGGAAAUAACCAAGAAAUAAUACAAAGGCAAAACCUGAUCUCUCCCAAUUCUUUUAAGUAUUUUUUCUCAUGAUAAAAUUCUCAAAGGCAUUUUUAAAUACAUGAAAUUUGGUGGUAUUUAAAAUCUAGACAUACCAUGUUGCUAUUUCACUUAUCAUUGCUUUAGUUGCUUAAUAUUUAAGCUUUGCUUCAUGCUACCUUUGUCUGUUUUUCAAAUCUUCACAAGCCUAUUUCAUUUUGUAGACUUGAAUGAUAAAAACCGUUUCUCAUCUAAAGUAUGCUAAAACUUCAAUGUUAAAGAAUGUUGUGUAACAUUUAUCCAAUAAAGUCUUGAUUUUUUAAAAUUUA
Molecule: messenger RNA, 4132 nt
Organism: Hyaena hyaena (striped hyena)
Lineage: Eukaryota; Metazoa; Chordata; Mammalia; Carnivora; Hyaenidae
Gene: PWWP2A
Product: PWWP domain containing 2A
Exons: 5
Coding region: 62-2062 (666 amino acids)
Cellular component (GO): nucleus
Molecular function (GO): histone binding; chromatin binding
Source: RefSeq, a predicted model, not a curated record